AGUUUUCGAGCGAAAUGUGCUGUUGAUACGGAUCAAUGCUAGGGUGGCAAAUUAUUGAGGUUGCCAUCGCUUGGCCGCUCACAGUACACAUAAAGUGUACAGUUUGACAUCUUGAGCACACAAUGCUCAACCAUUGUCCCUCGUGUGACCACGAAGAGAAUUUACCCGGGGAAAAUCCGUGACAACUGAACAAACCCGCCAAUGAAUGAUCUGCUGACACUAUGUCACUUGCAAGUGUUGCCGAUGGCCGUGUAUGCAAUCGGCGCCGACCUACUCCGACUUAUUCGUGGGUCGUUCGAGCCCUACAUUGGAUCCUAGCUCGUAUGGGUCUACUCCAAACGGUAAUAUUGUUUCUGUGGAUAGCAGAGCGAGCACAACACAACCGAGAGCUCCCCAUCAGUCCGUGGAUGAUAUACACGCACGCCGUGAUUGGCUUCAUUGGGUCGACUGGUCUUUCUGUUAGAUUCCUCUCUCGCAUCUCCUUGUAUGCGCUUUGUGCUGCUCAGCUUCACAUGGCGUACAUUUACCUGAUGGAACCGAAAUUGGGUUACACUCGAUGGCUUCGUGUUCGUGUUACGACGCGUUGUAUUGCCUCGGGAGCAAUUUACCUGCGGAUGCUGGGUAUUCAACAGCCCGAUGGUCAGAUGCCUACCACGACAAAGCCUCGACCGUCUCUCGUAUAUACUAUAGCCUUGGGCCUGAUCUCCGUAUCUAACAUCAUUUCUUCCCUCCUGUGUCUUCCAGUUAGCGUCGCAACCAUCGACCGUGAGGCUCAGCUGGUCGAACAAACUUCCCUUUGGAAUAGCUUAACUGUUCUUGCACCCAUUGCCAAUACAAUCCUUUGCUUGAGUCUUGGUGUAGCCAGCUUGUGUCAUUCCCUACCAUUGCUAAUGUACCACGCGUCCGUCUCCAUUGACCAUACGUUGAACGAGCGCGCUUUUCGUCUGGGUGACAAAUUGACCUUUUUCUCCUACAUCGGAUUAGUUAUUUGCCACGACUCAAAUAUCAACCACUGGGUCAGAAACGGAAGCGAUUUUUGGUUGCAUUGUCAGCUAUUACUAAACUGUUUCAUCGUUUGUGCCGGAAUUUCGGUGACAACCGACCUGUCUCGUGCAGCUGCUCAAACUAACACUUUAUUUCGGAAAGAAAGAUAAUCUGUGUUACCACGUUCCUUUUCUUUUAAGCAACUUUUCCAACGCGCCACCUAUUUUCAUUCUUUUGAGCAUUUGAAUAACUUUAUCUUUUAUAGAAAACGAAUUUGCCUGACCA
Messenger RNA from Dicrocoelium dendriticum, 1269 nucleotides. NCBI's taxonomy places the organism in Eukaryota, Metazoa, Platyhelminthes, Trematoda, Plagiorchiida, Dicrocoeliidae. The record is from the annotation of a GenBank genome assembly.